AUGAAGUUCGUUCGCUUCAUCAUGAAAAACGCCGCUUUGGCCAGCGCGCCAAAACACAUCGAGCAUUUCUCCAAAUUCUCCCCAUCGCCGCUUUCCAUGAAGCAGUUCAUCGACUUCGGUUCCAUAAACGCCUGUGAGAAGACCUCCUUCGUGUUCCUGAGGCAGGAGCUGCCCGUCAGGCUCUCCAACAUCAUGAAGGAGAUCAACCUGCUGCCCGACCGCCUGCUCACCACCCCCUCCGUGCAGAUGGUGCAGAGAUGCUGGGAUCCGGAGCCCGGAUCUGGAGCUCAGAUCUGGAUCCGGGAUCUGGAUCUUAGAUCUAGAGCUGGGAUCUGGAGCCUGGAUUUAGAGCUGGGAUCCGGAGCCUGGAACUGGGACUCAGAUCUGGGGUUCAAAUCUGGAACUGGGAUCUGGGAUCCGGAGCCUGGAUAUGGGGCUCAGAUUUGGGCCCUCGUGUUCGACGGCACCACCAACCCGGUGCACCCCAACACCAUCGGCAGCAUCGACCCCCACUGCCAGGUGGGGGACGUGGUCCAGGACGCCUUCCACAGCGCCAAGAUGCUGUGUGAGCAGUACUACCUCUGCUCCCCGGAGCUGGAGCUGCAGGAGAUGAACCGUAAGCCCCCCCAGACCGUGAGCGACCGUGGCGGUGGCGUGGCGUUCCGGCGGAUCGAGAACCUUUUCAGCUACAUGUACUCCACCGCGCCCGCGCCGCAGAUAGGAGACCACGCCCGCACGCCGCUGGCCGGGUUCGGAUACGGCCUGCCCAUCUCCCGCCUCUACGCCCGAUACUUCCAGGGCGACCUGCAGCUGUACUCCAUGGAGGGAUUCGGCACCGACGCCGUCAUCUACCUGAAGGCGCUGUCCACGGACUCCAUCGAGCGGCUGCCGGUCUACAACAAAACGGCCCUGAAGAACUACAAACUGAGCCAGGAGGCCGACGACUGGUGCGUUCCCAGUAAGGAGCCGCUGGACCUGCGCAACUACAAGGUGGUGUAG
Menidia menidia (Atlantic silverside) is the source of this 999-nucleotide messenger RNA. The record is from the annotation of a GenBank genome assembly. Lineage: Eukaryota; Metazoa; Chordata; Actinopteri; Atheriniformes; Atherinopsidae.